This is a messenger RNA of Ostertagia ostertagi, 372 nucleotides long. The record is from the annotation of a GenBank genome assembly. Lineage: Eukaryota; Metazoa; Nematoda; Chromadorea; Rhabditida; Trichostrongylidae.
GGUUCAGAUUUGAAGCGAGCAGACAGAGCAGACAGCUUGUCGACUAAUAGCGGGGAUUCUACAACUGUAUCAACUUCUAAUGGAAGAGUGGUUAUCGUUGCCAUGACAGUUGACUUUGGUACGGAACAUGGUCCAUUGAUGAAUUUGUUCUUCUCUGCUGCAAAGCAUGGGAUCUGUGUUGACGUAGUUUCGCUAGUUGAGCCCAGCCCUCUUCUGCAACAAGCCGCUGAUAUAACGGGUGGAAUUUUUCUGCAAGUUGAGCGACCGUCUAAAGUUCUCUCCAGCAUGAUGAUGCAUCUUCUUGGUGAUCCAACAUCCCGGUCACUAUUCCAGCAGCCAACAUUGAAGGUAUCGUCUAAUGUAUUUUGUUUU